Molecule: messenger RNA, 1191 nt
Organism: Emiliania huxleyi CCMP1516
Lineage: Eukaryota; Haptophyta; Isochrysidales; Noelaerhabdaceae
Exons: 6
Coding region: 1-1191 (396 amino acids)
Biological process (GO): regulation of DNA-templated transcription; magnesium ion transport
Cellular component (GO): membrane
Molecular function (GO): DNA binding; DNA-binding transcription factor activity; magnesium ion transmembrane transporter activity
Source: RefSeq, a predicted model, not a curated record
AUGAACGGCACCGCCGGCGACGCGCCUUCGCCGCCGGCCGAUGUCGAGACCGACACCCGCCAGCUGAUCGGCGUCUGCCUCGCGCUCAGCGGGAACCUGCUCGUCUCAGUCGCGCUCAACAUCACAAAACACGCUCACAACCUGAACCAGCGCGCGGCAAAGCCGCAGCCGUACGUCAAGCUGCCCCUCUGGUGGACUGGCUUCGUCUCCACCAUCGUGGGCGAGCUCGGCAACUUUGCGGCGUACGGCUUUGCCGACGCGUCGGUGAUUGCGCCGCUCGGAGCCAUCUCCGUGCUGUCCAACGCGUUUAUCGCGGCCCUCGUGCUCGGGGAGGGCCUGCGCUGCCGCGACCUCAUCGGCUGCUGCCUCUGCAUCGCCGGCGGCGCCGUCAUCGUCGCGUCUUGCUCGACGCACGACUUGCAGGACAAGUAUGGCCACGCUCACGUCGGCUACUACGUCCUGCUCUGCUCCAUGCUUGGCGCGGUGGCCCAGAAGCGGAAGAGCUCGCUACCCGUGCGGGAGCCUGUCUUCUACCUCGCACUGCUCGUGCUCGGCAGCACCGCGGUGCUGCAGAUCCGGUACCUCAACAUCGCGAUGGAGAACUUCGGCAACACCGAGACGGUGCCCGUGUUCUACGUGAUGUUUACCCUGUGCACCAUCCUCGGCGCGGUGCCGACGCUGCCUGGUGUGUUAUUCCAAAUCGAAUCCCAAUUGUCACUCGCGAAAAUCUACGUGCCGUCCGUUGCCAUGAUGGCCCAGCCGCGGACCGCGUCGUCAGAGGGCGUUAUGCUGAUCCCAGCCAUCACCAAGAGGAACACGACUGGCUACAAGAACAUGUCCUACAACCGGCGCGAGAAGAAGUUCAAGGCGGAGGUGAAUGCUGGCGGCAAGUGUGUCCACCUCGGCUACUUCAACACCGCCGAAGAGGCGGCCACCGCUUACGCUCGGCGUCUACUACCGCCCGAAGGACGGCGAGGCAGCAAGAAGUACAAGCUGGAGGAGAGGACUGGUGGCAAGCAAGUCACUCUCGGCUGGUUCGCCACCGCCGAGGAGGCUGCGCUCUUCUACGCCCGCAGGGAGGCGGGCAUGGACACGCUCGCCAGCGAUCUCACUGCGCCGCCGCCGCCGCCGCCGCCGCCGUCCUCAACCUCUGCGGAGCUGCCACUGGCGCUGCCGCUAGGGCUGCCAUAA